Cetraspora pellucida is the source of this 517-nucleotide messenger RNA. The record is from the annotation of a GenBank genome assembly. NCBI's taxonomy places the organism in Eukaryota, Fungi, Glomeromycota, Glomeromycetes, Diversisporales, Gigasporaceae.
ACCUAUUGCAAAAUCAGUUGCAAGUAGCUCUCUCGAGUCUUACUUUUGUCAGAAGGAUAAUAAUGGUCAUAAUAAAAAUACGCUUAGUUUAUCUCAAAAAAGAGGUUCUAAAAAUAAAAGAAAAAACAGAUUCAUACUAGAAGAGCAAGUCCAUUUUCAAGAUACAAUUUUGGACAAGCCUUACUAUAAGGUAAAGAUUGUUAAAGUUAUUAGUAAAAGAAAGGUUAUUAUAAACAUUACUUUUGAAAGCAAUAAUAUGAAUCAAUAUAUAGUUCAAUUAACUAACAUAAUUGGAUUCUCACAGAAAUGUCAUUGUUUAUACAAUGCCAUAGAAGGGAAGAAAGAUGAACUACACUUAACUUCUACAUGUCCAGUAGAUACAAGUCUUAUACUUAUUCAAAGUGCUUUUACUCAGCAAAAUAUUUAUAGUCAAGCAGCAGCUUUUGCUAUAGCUGAUCUCACUUCAUGUACACAUCUUAUAAUCAAAAUUUUUGACCAAAUGAAGCAGAAGCAAUAG